GGGGGGUAGUUCGGCCUCUUGUAGUCAGGGUGAUUGAAUGCUCCGCCCUGGGUGUCCUUGACAAGAGAGAGAUGGCUUCUGCUACAAAAUUCAUCCAGAGGCUGCGGAACUGGGCGUCUGGGCAUAAUCUUCAAGAAAAACUACAGUUGCGGUAUACAGAAAUUGCUAGCAGGACUCCGCCACCUCCAGCUCUACCCGUGGGUCCAAGUCAUAAAUUUGCCAACAACUAUUAUUGUUCACGUGAUGGACGCAGAGAAGCUAUGCCUCCUUCAAUCAUUAUGUCUUCCCAAAAGGUUCUAGCUGCUGGAGAAACCUUAGUCAGCUCAGAUUCAGCGGUUUCAAAAGCUACAAAAAAGCCAGUGGCGCCUGGAAUCUGCCCUCCCAAAUGGGAAUUGUCAAGUGAUCAACCAUACCUGUGAACGCUUCAUGGAAGAUUUUUCAUAUUAAUCCUAUUAAACCUAAUAUUAGCUGUACUGUAAAAUAAAUAAACUCUGAAAGUAGGUUUCCUUUUUUUUCUUUAUUUUUCAUAAUGCAUAUCAAUCAUAAGAUAUAUACAGUAGCAUUGCAUAUGCCAAGCAUUAACAUUAGCUUUGAAAUUGUGGUUACUAUGAUUAUUUUCACCUUUUUAUCAUGCUACAUCUAAUCUAAACUUGUCAUCAUAUUUUUAUUCUGAAUAUGUAAGCCCAGUGAAUAUCUCCAUCAUCCAGUACCUUCAAAAUAUAUUUCUUGGCUUAUACUA
Molecule: messenger RNA, 739 nt
Organism: Rana temporaria (common frog)
Lineage: Eukaryota; Metazoa; Chordata; Amphibia; Anura; Ranidae
Gene: NDUFA7
Product: NADH:ubiquinone oxidoreductase subunit A7
Exons: 4
Coding region: 72-419 (115 amino acids)
Biological process (GO): ATP synthesis coupled electron transport; mitochondrial electron transport, NADH to ubiquinone
Cellular component (GO): mitochondrial inner membrane
Source: RefSeq, a predicted model, not a curated record